AUGGGGAAGGUGUGCCCCGUGCUGAAGAGUCAGCCAAUUUAUAUAGUGGCUGAUGCCGUGGUGGUGAUAAUGAUAGAGAAGCUGAGGAAGCUCAAGUCGGCCGAGGAGGAGGUGUGCCCCGCGCUGAAGAGUCAGGUCGACAAAGUGAUCCCAAAGCUCAAACGGGUCUAUGAGUUCUUGAAGGACGAGGGCAAGAAGGAAAGCCAUAUUGAGUGGACAGAUCGCCUCCUGCGGGUCCUCUACGAGGCCGAGGACAACAUCGACAUUUUCUUCCGCCGGAUGGUCCAUUCGGAGCAGGUGACUAUCGUACCUGUUCUCGACGUGCUCGAGCCACUGUUGUGGAAGGGCAUCCUCUUGCGGAAGAUGAGGCUCUUCCUCAGCAACGUGACUCGGGUACUUGAGGACCAACACCUGGACUCAAAAGGGGCUGGCACUGAUUCGAGGGUCGGGGAAGACAUACCUCGCCUGGAGGAUUUACAACCUACCGGAAAUCAAGAAGCAUUUCCCAUGCCGAGCCUGGGUACACACGUCUCGGAUGAUCGUGCACUCAAAGAUAUAAGGUACGCGGUCCUGAAGCAGAUCUCAAAACAGGUGUUGAGGAACAGUGAGCACAUGGACGACGGGGAGGUGGAGCAAGCUCUCCAGAAGGAACUUUAUGACCAGAGUUACCUCAUAGUGUUGGAUGAUUACGACCACACUGAUUCCUGGCAUGCGUUCAUGUGGUCCCUUCCCUUCUACAACAAAGGCCGUGUCCUGGUCACGACCCGAAGCUCGCCAAUGGCAGAUAAAGCUGACAGUAAGAUCAAACUAAAUAAUUUGGGGGAGGAGGACACUGUGAAGCUCUUUAAGGAGAAAGUGCGUAGCUCGGAAAUCAACUUGCAGGAUAAGGACAUCAGGGACAAGAUCUUCCCAGCGAGUGGGGGCUUGCCCCUCAAUGUCGUUCUGCUAGGCGGGCUAUUGAUGAACCUUAGUCGCGAGAAUAAGAAUUGGCAACACGUGAUCAAGAGAGUACAGAGUUCCAACGACAUACUCACUUUGAGUUACAAUAUACUCACUUUGAGUUACAAUUACUUGCUGCCGGAAGAAAAGCCGUGUUUCCUUUACUUGACCCUCUUCCCUAAAGCUACGCCAAUCCCGGUACGAAGGAUAAUACGGUUAUGGCUUGGCGAGGAGUUGCUGAUGGGUCAGUGCGAUGACGGGCUCCCCAUGAAUCCCGAAGACCGGGGGGAGAAGUAUCUGGAGGACCUGAUACUGAGCAACAUGGUCGAAGUGGUGAGUUGGAAGCCCGACGGGACCCCAAGGACGUGCCAAGUGGUGACACCUAUCUAUGAUAUGUUCCGUCCCCAAGCGGUCUCCCUUGGCCUCCUCCACAUCCACGACCAAAAGCCAAAAGAUUCCGGGCCAACUCAGGCGGAAUCGGACAGGUUCAAAAGGCGGCAGUCCAGCGUCCGUUGGCUCACGGAAUACUCCAACAUCAAGAGCUUCGGCUGGUCGGACCCUUACUACAUCAAGCGAAUGCGUUCCUUCAAUUCCUUUUACACCCGGAAGGGAAUCCUCACCAGAGACCUAGGUAAGUUGCUCCGAGCCGUGACUUCGCACAACAGUCACCGGCUCCUAAGGGUACUCGACCUGGAAGGUGUUUACAAGCCCUACUUGCCCGGCGCUAUCGAGAGGUUAGUCCUCUUGAAGUACCUCGGGUUGAGGUCGACGGUCCUUGAUUCAUUACCCAACUCCAUCGGCGAUCUCCCACAACUGGAGACCUUGGACAUUAAGAACACCAAUAUAGUCCUUCCGGUUUCCCUUCGGAAGUCUAAGAGCCUCCGGCACCUCUACUUGAAUGGGUUUCCCGUUGAUCCAUCGAUCCUCAAACGUUGCACGAGCUCAGGGUUCUUACCAGACCUCGAACCUUGACUGGGCUAUAUGUGAGCAGCAUUGAUGACAACUUAGUGAAUGGCCUGAUGAAGUCCUUGAGACACCUUACCAAGCUCGGGAUCAUCUCCCAGUGGAGCUACAAGCUAGGGAACAAUAUAGCCCGGUGGGUUCCCAUGCUGACCAAUCUUCAGUCUCUGAAGCUGGGCAUGAUUGAAAAGCAUAAGGAGUCGAAGACCAAAACAGAUAAAGAAAAGGAUAAGGAGUCGAAUACCAAAACAGAAAAAGAGAAGAAUAAGGAGUCGCCCCCGCCUAGCCUUCCCUCCAUGCCCGAGCUUCGCAAUCUGUUCGACCUGUACCUGCGCGGGAGAUUCCAAAAUGUGGAAGCAAACCAGCUGCCUUCAUGCCUCAAGUUCCUCACGCUGUCCAAGUCCGAGUUUUCAGAGGACCCGAUGCACAACCUCGGGCAGUUACAGCAACUGAGAACCUUGAGCCUCUUAGCCAAAUCAUACGUAGGUACGGAAAUGAGGUGCUCAAAGGAUGCAUUCCCGAGCCUCCGGGUUUUGAAGCUCUGGCAACUCACCGAACUGACGAAGUUGACUGUGGAGCCAGGCAGCAUGCAUAAACUUAAAGAGCUCGAAAUUCGAAAGUGUCCAAACCUUCCAUUCGAAGGGAUCGAUAGUCUGAAGCAUCUCGAGUCACUGGAGGAACUUAUUCUCACAAAUAUGCCCAAUGAAUUUUUCAGGGAUUCUGAGAAAAAACUGGAGCAUUGCCAAGUCAUCGAAGUCCAGGGGCCGCCAGAAGAACAUGACGAGGGUAAGGAUGCUUCGGAACAAAUGGCUGAGGAGGAUAGCGAAGAUGAGGAGCCAUACUCUAUAAGUUCCCGUGCUGAUCUUAGAGGAGACAAUACCUUUGCUCUCUUUAAUCUGUGAUAGGUAAAGCCUGAUUUCCGUUUGUUUAAUAAGCCCCGAUGGAUUUGUGCUGUGGUUGGGCUGUUCCAGUGGGGCCGGCAGUCAUCCAUUUUUUUUUACCAACUAUAUAUCUUCAAAGUUCGUGCCGGUUUCGGUUUCAUGAUUGAAUAAUCGGAUUGUAAUGCAUAGGCUUGAGAUGCAAUUUAUCAGUUAUCAAAUUCGUUUGCAGUUUCCUCAGAAGGCUUUUUCUGAAAGCUUAUACCAACCAUAUCUGCUAAUGGGUUCAAGUAGAAUUUAGAAAGCUGAAACACUUUAAAGGAUCAAAUUUCAAUUGCCACAAGUCUCCGAUCUCCAGUAAAUUUACAAAGCCUUUCUUUUGUACAAAUGUUACCAACCACAUCAAUAAUCACAGGCCGAAGAACACUCUGCCUGUUAAUAGGAUAGCCAAGAAACGUGACUUACAGAUCUAACUUGCAACAGAGACAACUCGGAAGACAAGCGCCUGAGUCUUUCUAAACCUAUAUUUAACUUGUACCGAUCGUCGAGGCAUGACGAACCGAUAUUGUAUUGUCAAACAUAAAGGAGAUAGACUUGGGCCGCCGACCUCACAGUAGAGAUAACACUCUCUUUCUGAAGACAUUUGAUCUCCUGCCUGAUCCCCGAGGCGCAAAGUUCAGGCCGAACAUUUCCUUCGGGGUUUCCUCUGCAGGGACGAGCCCCACAAGCAUCGCCACAAUAGAGGCACUUUCAGAUACGUGGUCGAUGUCAUCCGUGCGGGUCAAAAGGCGAUGGGCCAACUGCAAGCUCCUGUUCUUCAUGUCCAAGCCAAUGCCCCACGUGAGGAAGAGCCUCUCCCUGUCUAUUGUAGAGAGUUUCUUCUGCAUCUGCUUGCUCAGCAUCUGCCUCUCGCGGCAAAGAUCCCGCAGGCUAUUGUAAGAGAAUAUGAAAACAGAGUUGUGGUAUUAUUGA
Punica granatum (pomegranate) is the source of this 3749-nucleotide messenger RNA. NCBI's taxonomy places the organism in Eukaryota, Viridiplantae, Streptophyta, Magnoliopsida, Myrtales, Lythraceae. The record is from RefSeq and is a predicted model, not a curated record.